Sclerotinia sclerotiorum 1980 UF-70 is the source of this 1359-nucleotide messenger RNA. RefSeq lists its product as hypothetical. Bases 1 to 1359 code for a protein of 452 amino acids. The record is from RefSeq and is a predicted model, not a curated record. The transcript is spliced from 11 exons. Gene Ontology annotation, molecular function: protein binding. NCBI's taxonomy places the organism in Eukaryota, Fungi, Ascomycota, Leotiomycetes, Helotiales, Sclerotiniaceae.
AUGCCUCUCCUUGAUUUACUAAAGAAAAAGGACAAAGUCGGAGGAAAUGAUGCGCAUUCUCCACGCGCCGAUCCAGAAGUUGGUCCAGUUUUCACAUUUACGACAAGUGAUACACAAACAGAAGAAGUGAUAUCUUCGCCAAGUUUCCCUUCCUCGGAAGCAUCCUUGCAACCCUCAGUGGGAAAACCGAACAAUGAAUCGCGAACGAGUCGACUGUUCAGAGGACGGCCUAGGAGCAUCUCGCCCGAAUCGGGAAACUCAGGCACAUCUGGCGCAUCAGUUUCUUCAAGAAUUAGUGAUCGAUCACCGUCAAGACCAGUACAGAAUGGCAAAAAAAUAUCAGAAAGAUUUGGUUUGCGCAAGCAUGAAGUAGGAUCUUCGCAUGUUCCGAGCGAUUUGCCGGAGAUUACAGUGGAAGAAGCUGCGGCAGAUGGUAAAGGUGCGGAAGUACAAUGGGAGAAGAGGGCUACCAUGUUGGCACAGCAGAAUGAGAGAUCAAUAAGCAGACCAGGUUCAUCCUCUGGCAGUCCACCAGGUAGCAGGAAUAGGAAUCCUGGGGAAAUUCCCGGGGCAAUAAGUCCGGGGAGAAAUACUUCGGGUGUGGUCGCUAGCAGAACUGUAGAUGAUGAUCUUCAAGAAGCUAUUCGACUUCAUGAAGAAGGUCACUUGGAGGAAGCAACAAAGUUAUUCGCAAGAUUGGCAGACCCUAAUGGUGCAAACAAUGCUCUUUCUCAAGUCUUAUAUGGUCUUGCUCUCAGGUACGUUAAUAUGGCCCUUUAUACGACCUGCAUCACGCUACAUGGCUGGGGAUGUCAAGCCAAUCCAGCUGAAGCCGUCACCUACCUUUCGGCAGCAGCAUCAAACGCAGCAGCAAUUGAGGAGCUUGCGCUGCAGUCCGGAAAGAUGAAAGGGGGAGCUGCUAAAGGAGAGCUCGUUAUUGCGAUUUACGAACUAGCAAACUGCUUCAGAAAUGGCUGGGGGGUUAAAGUCGAUCCAACAGCAGCACAGAAAUACUACCAAACCGCCGCAGAACUUGGAGAUACAGAUAGCAUGAAUGAGGUGAACCUAUGCAAUUCUUCCUACCCGGAAGGCAAAAGUCUGCCGAUACUUAUAUCGGGCUACGAUGCCGUUGCACGGUGUUACUUAGAGGGAUUUGGUAAGCGUCCUUAUAUCUCCCCAGCAACCAAAUUCGAACUCGAACUCGUAAUCCUCACGUUUGCCUGGUCUAAAUAUGCUGACCACUCUACCCGCAGGCUGCAAAAAAGACAAACGUACUAUCUUCGCAAGGCCGAAAAUGCGGGUGUGAAAACUUUAGGCAAUUCUUGGAUUUGGAAGGAUAAAUACAAUCCUAAGAAAUAA